AUGGCCAUGCAGUUCUACAAUGUCUUCGAAUAUGCCAUAGUGCGCGACCAGCUCAUCGCCAACACGGUGCUGGUGGCCGUGAGCACAUUGGCGAUCGUGCUGCGCUUCGUCUCGCGGCGAAUCCGACGCAGCAAGAUCUGGUGGGACGAUGUCUGUAUCGUCGGGUCGAUGCUCAACACUUAUGGUAUGCUAGCGAUGCACUACCACUAUGCACGCGUGGGAAUGCGCCACCACAUCACCGCCAUUCCCGCCGAGAACGCCAUUCUCAUCUUCAAAAUGCUUAUCGUCUACCAAAUCAUCUACUACAACUGCAUGGUCCUCGCCAAAUUCUCCUAUCUCUUCUUCUACCUUCGCAUCUUCGUCACGCGCGGGUUCCGCAUCGCCGCGCGGGUGUGCAUGGGCUGUGCAGCGGCCUACUGGGUGGGCAGCAUGCUCCAAAUUUUCCUGAUCUGCCAGCCCUUUGAGAAGAACUGGAACUCGACGCUCCCCGGUCACUGCGCGAGCAUGAACGUGGCAUUCUCGACGAUUGGCGCUUUCAAUCUCGUCACCGAUCUGGUCAUCAUGGCCCUGCCUGUGCAUCACAUCUGGAAGCUGCAGACCUCGACGGCCACAAAGCUGGCAUUGUAUGGUAUAUUCGGAAUGGGAUUAUUCAUUUCCGCCAUCACCAUCAUCCGCAUCCGCGUCCUCACAACCGUCGACUUUGCCGACCUUUCUUAUAGCAUGAUCUGGGCGGCCUUCUGGAGUGUCGCUGAACCUGCUCUCGCCAUCCUCAACGCCUGCGUCCCCAUGAUGCGCCCGGUUUUCAAGGCCGCCUUUCCCGGUGUCUUCUCGUCGGCCAAGGCGGCGUACUCGUCCCAGACUGGGGCGCAGUCCGGGGCAUCGGCGCGGGCGUUCCAGCGCAUGCGCGAUACCGAGAGCGAAUUGCCGUUGACGCAGCUGGAGCCCUCGUCGAAAAGUGGCAGCCGGGGACAAGAUUACGAGGUCUCAUUGAAUGGGGACCAGCGGUCGCAUUAG
This is a messenger RNA of Aspergillus fijiensis CBS 313.89, 1014 nucleotides long. RefSeq lists its product as uncharacterized. The transcript is spliced from 4 exons. NCBI's taxonomy places the organism in Eukaryota, Fungi, Ascomycota, Eurotiomycetes, Eurotiales, Aspergillaceae. The record is from RefSeq and is a predicted model, not a curated record. The coding region runs from base 1 to 1014 and encodes 337 amino acids.